AUGUACAAUCAAUUACGACGGGGCACUAUUAGACAGAAACAAAGUUCUUUGAGAAUAUCGUUCAAGAGAUAUUCGAAGAUAUGGGAAAUUAUUUUCACGACUUUUAUGAAAACUGUCAAUUUCGCCAUCAGUUUCCCGGUAGUGGUAUUGUUAUUGCUAGUCAUACCAAUCACUCUUGUGUUCAAAUGGAUAGUGUCUAUGGCUCAUCGAAUUGCUUGUCUAGGAGGUAAUUUAUAUUUUAUGUGUAUAUAAUAUAUAUCGUUUAAUACGUAAAUAUAAAUAAAAGUACACAUAAAAUAUUUAUAUUUUCUUUUUUCUUUUUAAGCAUUUACUUAACAAUUUAUAGUUUCUAUUAUUUUAUACACCUACAACUUUAUAUCGUUAAAAAUAAAUGUAGAUUUGGACUUUUUUUAUAUUAUGUAUGCAGUAUAAAGGGUCGAAAUUACUAUUACCAUAAUAUAUUACCAAACAAAUAAAUAAUUGGCGAUAUUAUUUUAUAAAUUGACUUUAAUAUAACGAUUUUUUUAUAUUCUGUGUGUAACAAUGGUGUACUAUACCUAUAUACAUAUAUAUGUCUGUAGUAUUUAGUUUUAUACUAUUGUUUGAGCUUUGCUUUGCUAAUUUUUAUUGUUAUAUCUGUAACAACCUUUUUGUCUUAAAAUCAUGCUGUAACAAAUCAAUUUUAAAAACAUUUUGUUAGUAAAUUUUGUCUAGUUGGAAAAAUAAUCACGGGGAUCUAAAACGUACCCUUUUCUAAAUGUGCAGGUACAAUUACUACAAUAGUUUCCAAAAUAUUUUGGCAUGUUUUAAGUUAUUAAUAGCUAUUUAAAAAUUUUCAAGUUUUAGAUUCUAAGUGAAGCGUGGCAUGUAUUGGAUUGACAAUGCUGUUUAUUUUUUUUAAUUUUUACAUUGUUAACAAAAUUUCUACCAGUAAUCUUGUUCUGUUUUACAAGUAUAGCCCCUUUUCUGAAAGGAAAUUUUAUCUAAUUGCUACCUUAAAAUGGUUAUUUUUUUGAAUUUUUAAGUAGUUUUUUGAAUAAUUAUUCAAGUUCCAAAAAUAUGUAGAAAGUACGGGAAAAUAUAUAAUAAUAAUUAUUUUAUUAUUUAAAAUGCUAUUCUUUUGUUGUCACUCAGUUAAAAAUAUUUAUAGAGACUUAAAAUUUUGACGGAAAACUUAUAUUAUUUGCUUUUUCAAGAGUCGUAAAAUCUUCAAAACAUUUUUGCCAUUUUUAGCUAUUUAUAGACAUUUUAACUUUGCUAGUUUUUUACGUAAUUUUUAUUCGGUAUAGGUACACUAAGGAUAAAAUUGUUACAAUCAAUAGAAAUGCAUGGAAAUUUAACAGGAGGUUCAUAAUAAGUUGAACUUAGUGGUCAACCAGAAAAAGUUGAGUAUAAAUAGUAUUGUAGUAGUUUUGUUUUUUUAUAAAAAUUUUACUAGCAAAGUUGGACGAAAAUUGUAAAUAUUACGGCCUUUCAAAACAUGUAUAAUCGAAAUUCGCUCCGAAUCGUUUUUCGUUUACAUUGAUUUAUCGUUGGUAACAGGUGUAUAUUUAAUAACUUUAUAAUGUAUUCCAACUUCCCAACUACUCACAUACAACAGUGGCCUUCCCCGUCCCCAGGAUAUAUAUCAGGUCCUUUUUUAGUUUGAUUUUAAUAGUAUUGCAUUCAUAUUGAUUUGACUUUCAAAGGUCUUUAAUUUUGUAACCUGCAUAGUCCCUUAUAAAAACCUAUGUAUAAUAUAGUAUAUAGAUUAUAGGUAUACGUAUACCUAAUUGGUAUAUACGAAUUUUUCUAUUUUUUAUAAAAAAAAAUAUAUAGAUAAUGUGUAAGGGAUCUAUUUAUAAUACUUAAAUAGUCACUUUUUCAAUUUGAGGUAAACAAAUAUGUAUUUUUUAAAGGUUGUUUAAAAAUAGAGGGAGUAACAAAAACCAACAAUUAAAAAAAAAAAAGAGUUGUUACUGUUUAUGGGUGUGCCACUGUUGUACCAGAAAUCUUGUUUAGAUAUACAGGUACACGUGGCACCAUUUCUGAAAUAAAAAUGUUGUCCAGAUAGUACUUUUAGGAAGGUUAAUUAAUUUUCCAAGCCGUUUUCAUAAUAUUAGGAAAAAACCAGGAUAAAACGGGAAAUUUACGAAAAUAAACUUUUAUUAUUUUUCAAUUUUGUUAUUUGUUGUAAUUCAGUUAAAAAUUCGUGGUACUUGAAGUUUGGACAGAAAACUUAUUCUUGCCUUUUCUAGACGUGAUAAACAUUUCAAUAAAAUUUAAGCCAUUUUUGAACUAUUUAUAAAUAUUUUAAUUUUGCGAGUUUAUACGUAAUUUUUAUUUGAUAGGUACUGUGUAGUAAAAUUGUUAGGCUUAACAGAAAUGCGCGAAAAUUUAACAGGAGGUUCAUUAAAAGUCGUAUUUUGCGUUCAAAACAAAAAAAAUUAAUUUAAUGUAGUGUAUUUUUUUUAUAAGAAUUUUAAUAUCAAAUUUUGACGAAAACCGUUUUGAGUAAAAAAUUAUGUGGAACAAAUAUAAUUUUUCAAUUUUUUUUUUUUUAACUCAUUGAUGGACAUUACUGCAAUAGCAUUAAUAUAUAAAAUGUCUUAUUGUCUUAUUUCGUCAAUACUGCUGAAGCAGAAAUCUUUUCAAUGGUAUCAACUCAUAGAAUACAUUACGGCAGUCCAGACUGACACUUUACAUACAUUUUGGAUGUAGGUAUAAGACUACAAAAUAAAACAAUAAAAAUUAUAUUAUAAGUGUUCGUCAAUAUGUUAAACAUAUGUAUAUUACAGAUUUUAUAACGAUGGUGAAGUCAGAAUUGAGUAGACUAACUAAGUUUCGGUAUUAUAGUUAUUUAAAGUUUUAAUAUUAUGCGAAUAUUAUAUGUUAUAUUGAAUAAUUCUACAUCGUCUUUUUAAAUAUGUUUAUCGUGAUCUAAUGGUUGUACAUACCUUUUGUCAUCCUAGGGGUCACGUAAAAAAAUAUUAUUAAAGAAAAUAUAUAAUGUCUAUUUAAUUAUUUUACCUCAAUAUGACACAUAUAUAUAUAUAUAUAUAUAUUUGACAAAGUAUCACUAUCAACUGACUGCGCUCAGAAUCGUUUUUUCGUUAUCAAUGGUUUAUCGUUGCUUACAGAUAUACAUAAAAUUACCUGUAACAGUGGCUGCAGUGUUGCAGCCACCUGUAUCCAUUAUCUUAAGACGUCUUUUUAAAGUAUGUAUUAUAUAUAACUAUUGUAUAUAUAUGCUAGCUAUAUAGUGGACAUAUACAUACUUUAAUUUGAUGACAAAUUAUCUAGGUAAUUUAUCUGUCUGAUUAGUCUGCCUCAAACCCUGACUGAUGGCACCGCCUAGGAAUGUAGGCGGACCCGGUGAAGCAAUUGCUAACGCGGUCUUGUGGAAUUUAUUGGAAAAGGGGAGAAAGGUUAUUUAAAAAGUAGAUUUUUUUAUUUAAAAUUUGCAAGUGUAUCCAAAAUAAAUACAAAUGCAAUUUGAUUAUUUAAGGGAGUGUAUAGAUACAUACCGAUAUUGGGAUAUUAGGAAGUAUGUCUAAUUUCCCACCGUAUUGGUUUAAAACUUAUGAAAAAUAAAUGUAUUCCAACCCAAUCGAAAACAUAGGCACUAUAUGUUAUUUUGUGUUUGCCCUCAUGUGAGGUAUUUGCUCGGUUAUUGAUGUAUUGGAAAUCAAAUAACGAAUUCAGUUUUGUAACUUUUAACCCAGAAAACUUCCAUUCUUUAUGGACUAUACAUACGUUUUUCAAUUUCCGAUAGAUAUCUUUCAUCACGCUGUACAACAGACUCUAUAUAAAUUAUGAAAAAGGCAAGUUGUAAAAAUAUCGAAAUUGGUAUCCGAAUUUGGAAAAUUAUAUGUGAAAAUGUGAUAGGAACUAUACAAAUUAUUAAAAGUGAAAUACUUAUGUAAAGCAUUCAAAUUGAAACAAAUUAAUAUCUUCAUUAAACGUUAGGAAAAAUGUCCAAAUAAAUAUUAAUAAUAAUAAUAUUCCAUUAUUUAUUAAUUCAUCGUGAUAAACAUUACUAUAUUUUUAAAAUAACUUUUAAACUUAGCUACAACUGGAAUAUUAACCGGUAAGUAGGUACUAGAUACCUAUGUUUUGUUUUUAUGAUAAUUACUAGAUAUACUAAUAAUAAAUUAACGUUUUUUUUUUCGAUUAAUUUCUCUUCAAGCUUUUAGUAUACAUUUUAACUAUCUUAAUCUGAUUUAUUAUUACAUUUUUUUCUUUAAUUGACUGUUCUAGUGUCAUGCUUGUUUAUUUGUAUAGAAUACCGCCACGUAAUGAUCGAAAUAAUUGAAUGUCUAUGUUAUCGAAAUAGAUACAGAUAUAUUUAUUAAAAUUCAAAAUCAUAUUACUAUAUUUAGUAUUUAUGAUUUUCAUCAAAAUUUUUGUUAAAUUCUUAUAAAAUAAAUUCUAUACUACACUCAAUUUUUUCUUGUUGGCCACUAAGUACAUCUUAAAAUGAACCUCCUGUUAAAUUGUCAAUAGAGCACCUUCCGAAUAAAAAUUACGUAAAAACGCGAAAUUAUAAUGUCCUUAAAUAGUUUAAAAAUGGCUAAAACGUUUUAAAUAUUUUACCACGUCUUUAAAAGGCAAAUAAAAUAUUUCUGUUUAAAUGUCAAGUCUUUACAAAUAUUUUUAACUGAAUCAUAACAAAUCACAAAAUUGAAAAUAAUAAAUUUUGUACAUUUUCCGGUCUUUUCUUGGAUUUUCCCAUUGGAAAAACCACUUGAAAAAAUCAUAAAAUUACCUCCCCAGAGUACCACCUAGAUAAAAAUUUUUUUCAAAAAAAGGCAUUUCAAGUAAUGUUGUUUACAGGAAAAAAAAUAAACAUGAUUGUAAAACCAAUACAUUCUUCGCUUCAAUCAGAAUCUAAAAUGAAUCUUCCCGAGAGAUGAUAUAAAAUUAAAGAAGUACAAUUUUCAAAACUUGGUUCAUAAUUAUGGAACUAAAAUGUAAAUACCUAUUUCCUUUUAAUAAGAUAAGAAAAUUUUUAAAUGUUUAAAAUUUUUUAAUAAGGAUUCGAGACUCUAUAAUAUAGCUAUUCCAGAUCUUACAGGAAAUAGGAAUGGAUUUUAAGAAUAGAUAAUUGAUAUAUUAUAUUUACAGACAUCAGACAGCAGAAAUAAGAAGAGUACAAAUCAGCAAAAGCAAAAAUUCUGAAAGGUAUUAGACAAAGAUAUCCCUGGUUACAGAUGUUGGUUAACUUAUACGAAUUAUAUCGGAACAACCAAUUAAAGAAAUAAAAAAAAGCUCAAUAGACAAAAAAUAGGAGUGCUAGUCGGAUGUGAACUUAAACAAAUGCUCAGGCUCGCAGACGAUAUUGCCUUAAUCAAUAACGAAAAAUAUGUAGAGAUUGUAAUAAGAAAGAUGAAGAAAUGCUUUGAAGAAUGUGAUCUGAAGAUAAACUGACAAACUGCUAAAGUUAUGGUAUGCAAAUAAUAAACGAAGAUACAAACUCCAAAUUCAAAUUGGAAACAACUAUUUAGAACAAGUAUACAGAAAUAAAUAUCUUAGAAGUCUAAUCACCCAUGAUGGCAACUAUUAAUUAAACAAUUGAUUAAAGUGUUUGUGUGGAACGUGGCCUUAUAUGAAUCAGAAACUUAAUAAAGAGAUAAACUAAGCAGGAGAAAUAUAUGUAAACAGUUUCAAAAUGUGGUGCUGAUGGAGGAUACUGAUAGUUAACAGGAUGGAAUUCAGGACUACUGAACUUAGAACUUAAUGUAACUCAUUGUAUUUAAUAUAGUAGGUAAACCUAGAGGAUUAUUAAGAUAAAUCAAAGAAAAAAGAUAGAAACUAAUAAUUGGACAUACUUUAAGACAUGAAGAUGAAUUACAUCAUAAAAUAGUUAGGACAAGUUAAAAUCAAUAGCUAUAGAAGAUGUCCAAGAAUAACACUAAUCAACAGAGUCAUUAAAGCUAUUAUAGGUCCUAUAGUAUAGGAACCUGAAGAGAUUGGACAAUAAUAGAGAAGAGUAGAGAGAAUAUGAAACAAUGCUAACCUUAGGGAUCAAUACAACAGAAGACGACAAGAAUAUAUUUGUUGAUUAAUCAUAAAUGUUUCUAUUUAUUAGUGAUAGUUCUCUGUAGUCUCCGAUCUCGAAUGCUUUUUAAAAUUGUUUUAAUAUUUAAAAAAUUUGUUUAUAUUGAAGUUUAGGUACCUAAUUUUACUGGCUAUACAGAACCUAUAUACUUCUAUAGAACCUGGUUAAUUUUCUGACUUAAUUUACACCUAUAUUUUCACUACAUUUUUAAUUAGAUAAAUCAAACUAAAAAUAAAAAUAAAUUUAUUAUAUUAUAUUAUGUAUUUAUUAUUAUGGGACUAGAGCGCAGUAGAGUGAUAUGACAACUGGAGUAUGAAAAAAGCUACAGGAAGUAUGGAGGAUGAAACCCAAGAACUUGAAGGCCUGGUAACAAACAAUUUCAAUGUGUUUAAUAGGAGAGAGAGUAAGAGUGAGGGUAAAUCCAAGUUCGCAUAUUGAAUCUCACCAGCUCGCUUGAUAGGCACAUUAUGAAUGUGGUAAGGAUAGAUUAAUGGCUUUCAGGAAUGAGAGAAUGUGAAGACUGAGCAUUUUUCAUUGAGAGACCAAGGGACUCACUCCAAGUAACCAAACGGUGCAGGUCGUUUUAAUAUAAGAAACAAUCAGAAAGGGAUGAAAUAUGAAGAAUAGUUUCAUGUAAUCAGCGAAGAUUGAAAGCUAGUAACAGUAAAGAAUUAAAGGGGCAGAAUUUGUAAAAAGAGCAAUUAACAUAGGAGAUAGUAAAGACUUUAGUGGGACUCUGGAAGAAAAAGAAAAAAAGAGAAGAAUUGGAGCCAUAGACAGUUACAGAGAGUAUCUGAUUAGUAAUUUAUGAAUAUGUAACCAGAAUAGUUAAAAAUUACCGAUAGCUAAGAGGUCGAAGAUCUUUGUCAGGAGGAACGGGUCGACGCAAUCAAAAGUUUUGGAGAAGUCUGUAUAGAUCUAGUCUAUUUGUCCGUGGGUGUGGAAGGAAUUAUAUAUGUAUGACGUUAGGAUGACAUUGCAUGUAGGUGUUGAUCAUUCCCGGGUAGAAGUCAUGUUAUUUAUCCACUAAAAUGUGGGCAAGGGAAGCUCGGAAAAAGUUGAAUGAAGAGAAAUAAUUAAUAUUUCGUAAAAUAUUCAUGUAGUUAUUAGUAUUUUGAUACCUACCUAUCUAACUAUACCUAUCUACUUUACUAACUAAAUUUAUAUUUAUUUGUAUUAAAGUUUUAGGAAAUUUAAUGACGAACAACGAGAUUCGGUGGCUGGGUGAUUAUUGGCGUCAUUCUACAGUGUUCGCAAUUUUUAUCCUAGACUCCGAAAUCGAAUUACGGUUUAUACAACAGCUUAUCAUCAAUAAAGUAUUGCCGCAAUGUCCUAGAUUAACUGAAAAACCAGUUGUGUUAAAGAACCUAUUUGGAAAUUCGUAUUGUUGGAUGUCCGAUCGUAAUUCAUUUGACAUUAAUCAGCACGUUUUCAAAUUAUACGGCGACCCGAUGGAAAAAUUCGAACUUCAAGUAAAUAUUGUACUGUACUUACCCUGUAUUUUAGUCGUUAAUUCAUUUUUAAAAUUUUUAAUACUCUUAAAACAAAUAAUACUAUGUAUCAUACUAUCAUGUCAUGUAAUGUAUGAGUAAUUAGUUUAUAUUGAUUAUUAUAUUAUUUUAGAGAUAUAUUGGGAAAUUAGUUUCUGAUGGUUUAUCAACAGAGAAACCGCCUUGGGAAUUGCACUUACUAACUCAAUACGAUGAAUUAAUGCCUGGAAAACGUGACGCUGUGGUUGUAUUUCUUGCUCAUAGAUGUUUAGCAGAUUGGACAUCAUUGGUCAAAUUAUUGUGUACUUGUUUAUCGGAUACAAAACCAUAUUACCAUAUUUCUGAAGUAAAAUUUCACCUUGUCAUAAUAAUAUGACAAUUAUGAUAAUUGAAAUACAUAUUUGUAUUUUAGAACCCGACCAAAAUGAGGUAUUGGGCAAGUGUAAUGAGGACUAUAAUGACCGGUCCAGCAGAAUUAUUGUGGAAAAUGAUAACUCCCAUAAAAGAAAACGAUAUAGUGGCUCCAGAUCCCUUGUCUUUGAACUAUAAUGUGCGUUGGUCUUGUUUACAAGGUGCUCUCUCUAAAGUAAAUAGAAUCAAUCAAGUGACUAAAACCCCUAGUAGUUAUGUGGUAUUAUCUGCUGUUGCUGGAUCGUUGCAAAUUAUGAUGAAGGCUAUUGGAGUACAACAAUUGGAUAACAUGAAUGUAAUAAUUUAGUAAUAUUAUUUUAAAAUUAAAUUUUUUUUUUCAAUUCAAACUGUUAUUAUAUUUAUUAAAUAUAAAGAUUGUGUACCCUGUGCAAACUGGGAGCACGGACCACUCGUCUCCAGUUCUCAUUCGUCUACCAAUAGGUAUUGAAGGUGCCAUUCCAAGGUUAUGGUAUACUAAAACAGCAAUGCAAAACAUGUAUCAAUCGGAUCAAGCUUUAUUACCAGCAAUUGUUUCCUUGUUAAUGCCACUUCAUUCUUCGGGCACCAGAACCCUGUUAUCUGAACUUACAGACAAUUUGGUAGAUCAUUAUUUGUACAUAUUAGGUUUUAAAGAAUAUAAAUUGUUUAAAAUAUGUGUCAAUAUAAUACAUUAUUUGUUCAGGCUUAUUUGCAAUUUAGUUGGUUGUCUGGUCCAAGGUCAAGAAUAAUAAUAAAAGGAUCUCCAUUAAAAACAGUUUAUUCUAUACUGCCAUCUCAAAAAACUAUAGGUGUUUCAAUUUCAGUGUUUACUUACACUGAUGAUAUAUUUAUUAGUGUUACAGCCGAUAGUGCAAUUAGCGAAGGAUUCAGUGAAACUUUAUUGCUCAAUAUAGAACAGCAAAUUGACCAGGUGUAUGAUUUGUUAAGAUGCAGGAGAAUACCUAAAGAAUUAAAGAAUGGUAUUUCAGUAUCUAAUAAUUGUAAAGAUUUAUCAUUGAUUGAUAUUAAAGAGGUAAAUUUUGUAAUAAAAAUAUAUAGGCAUUAAUUAUGGCUAUCUGUGGUAUUAAUGUUUUUAUAGUUAACUUUAAACAUAAUUAUAGCUUAUAGAGAAAAUGAAAAAUAUUCAAUUACAAGUUCAAAUGGCAAACGAAUUAGGUAGCUGCUAUAACAAUGAUGGGCAAAGACAUAUUAAUAAAAUCAAAGCGGAAUAUUCAAUUUUACUUCGAGAAUUACGUAAAAGGAAGAAUUCAAAUAAGAGGAGACAUCUUUUUAAAAAUAUUAAUAUUUUAGGAAGGAAAAAAUCAUCAAAGGUAUUAAUUAUUACAUUAUAAAUGAUUUAAUAAAUAUAUUAUAAUGUAUUAUACUAUGUUACAUAUAUAUUUACUGAUUAUAUGCUUGGUUAAUUUUAUUAUUGAUGAUUAAUCUAUAGUAAAAUAUAAAUAUAAGAAUGCAUGGUAGGUAUUUCAGAAAUUUUGAAACUGCACAUAAUAUUGUAAUACUAUAUUGAACUUAGUUUUAUGAUUUUUUUUUUUUUUUUCAAAACCAUUAUUAAUUUUCUAUUUUAUUUUGUCUUGAGUACCUACAUAUUUAAGAAAAAAUCAAAAUAAUUCCACAUGUUAUUUUUUAAUUUAGUCUAGUUACAAAAAAAAGCAAAUGACGCCACUGGAAACUACAAAAAAUAUACAAGAAUCAACUAGUAUAUUUAUCGCACAAUCUGCUCAAGACUGCCGUCCUAAAACACAUAUUUGUAGGAGUACUGUAUAUGCUAAAGAUAAUUUUUUAGGAUUACCCAAGUUACCCUGCAGAGAACAACUGCUCACUCAGAUAUAA
Cinara cedri is the source of this 9771-nucleotide messenger RNA. Lineage: Eukaryota; Metazoa; Arthropoda; Insecta; Hemiptera; Aphididae. The record is from the annotation of a GenBank genome assembly.